Molecule: messenger RNA, 1551 nt
Organism: Suillus paluster
Lineage: Eukaryota; Fungi; Basidiomycota; Agaricomycetes; Boletales; Suillaceae
Exons: 7
Coding region: 1-1551 (516 amino acids)
Source: RefSeq, a predicted model, not a curated record
AUGUCCACGGUUUUUAGUAAUUGGGAACUGCUCGCAAAGGCAAUUAGGAUCAUGAUGUUCGGAAAGAAUUCACUAGACAUUUCUGGGUGGCCGCAUGCUAAUCUUCUUGCAUGGGGUUGGGUCACAUUGAUAUUCAUCCUUUCUCCUGAUGCUUCAUUCACGAAAGCUGGAGUUGGCGCAAAGUCUCGGCUACCAUAUGCUGCCAUGUUUACGGCCUACAAGCAGCUGUGGGUCACCCUUUGGGAUCAACCUCACAUUUACUUGAUCUGCAAAAAGAUCGAUGCCUACAUGUGGCAAUCAUCUUCGACUUCCAAUGUUGCGACAUCUGACACUGAAGGUGAAGAUUUUACCUCUGAUCUGAUGUGUUUGGCCAUCACAAAUGCAGGGUGCAAGGAAUCUGACUUUCCUGGACCGACUAUCGACAACACCUCUGAUAUUCCUCGACCAGUCACUCCCAUUUCACCCAUAGUCAUUCCGGCAGCAUCUGUGUCAGCCCUCACUCCUGGACCUGCAGUACUGGUCAUUGUUCCUGCUGCACCGGCCAUCCCAGUGCUUGGCCCUGCAAAAACUACCACCGCCCCAGAUCCCAAUCCUACAAUCCUCCUGCCUGCUCAACCGACCCCAACUGUGGCAUCUGCAGGUGUGGUCCAGGGUGCAGCUGCUGUUACAGUCACUGCGGCCUUUGAAUUCCCUCCAGCAGCUGCUGAAGUAUUACCCAAUGACAUAGAGAUUCUACCAGCAGUGGCGGCAGCUCCAUCCACUGGCCAUCGGGGUCGAGGAAGGCAGGCGGGGAUGCUGGCGCCUGUGUCUAGUGGGCCAGCAGGCCAGCCGACCAAAGUGAUCCCGGAAAAAACCCAGUUAGAUUAUUCGGAUAAGCCUUGGGAUCUAGAUUCCAAGGUACCGCAAAAUCAGCUUGGACAGUUGCAGCUGACAGUCAAUAUUUCUGAUUUGGUUGAAACCCUAAUUGAAGGCACAAUUGUGACACAAACUCAAUAUUGUAACAUGAAUUGUAACACAAAUGUAAUGUCACACUCUUUUAUUGCAACCUAUUGGGACUUCAGCUUGUCAUUGAUUCAUUGCAACACGUUACAAGGCAACGAAACCCAAUUAGGAAAUUUCCGACAUGCCCCACAACAUCUAAACAUUUCUCGCCUCCAUGAAAACCUCUUAAAGCCUAGCGAUCCAAUUCUUCACCUACCUGGUUACUUGAAAGCCCACGUUGAUGAUGUGGCAUGUCAUGCAUAUGCGAGCGCAUGCUUUGUGGAAAUCAACAAGCCCCUAUGCACCGGCACCAGCAACAACGACAGCAACCACUUCAAAGCAGAGAGUAAAACACUGGACAAACUCAAGUAUGACUUCCAUGUUAUGUACUUGAAGAAGCAACGCGCACAGUCCAAAGUGGACAUGUUUGCUGAAGCUAUAGCAUGCACUGUUGAAGGCGCGUCUUCUGCAAGUGCUACGACAAUCGAAUCACCUCCACUUGACGAUGAUUGGUUUGAUGGUUGGAACUUGACCUCAUCCCUAUCUUCCAAUGUCUCUGCAUUUCUGUGA